CAGAACACACUGGCGGACCGCCUCCGGGGGUCCUUCCACACGCACGAGUGGGCUCUCCGGCCAGAUGUCAUCCACCCCAUCUUCCAACGGUGGGGGUUUCCCCAGAUCGACCUGUUUGCCACCCACCGCAACAGGAAGUGCCCAGCGUUCUGCUCCUUCCAGGGUCGCAGCCCGGGCUCCCUCAUGGACACGUUCCCGCUGCCCUGCACAGGUCACCUGCUCUACGCCCUUCCUCCGUUCCCUCUCGGGCAUAAGGUGCUGCUCAAAAUCCGCAGGGAGGGGGCGAGAGUGAUUCUGGUAGCUCCGGAGUGGCCUCGCCAGCUCCCUGCGGUACCCCACGCUGCUGGAGCUGUCGGUGGACAUACCGGUCACGCUGCUUCUCCUCCCCGACCUGCUCACUCAGGACCACGGUCACCUCUGCCAUCCCGACCUACGGUCCCUCCACCUCACGGCCUGGAAGCUGCAGGGCUGAACCCCACGGAGCUUCUGUGUUCAGACCAAGUAAGACAGGUCCUGCUAGGCAGCAGGAAGCCAUCCACUAGGGCCACAUAUCUGGCGAAGUGGAAGAGAUUCUCGUGUUGGUGUGACCAGCGCCACACCCCCCUCCAGGUGCCGGUGCCCCUCAUUUUGGAGUACCUCCUGCACCUGAAACAGCCAGGCCUGGCGGCGUCCUCCGGAAGGGUUCACCUCGCUGCAAUCUCGGCCUUCCCCCCGGGCGCAUCUGGCUGCUCUGUCUUCGCCAACCCGAUGGUCGGUCGCUUUCUCAAGGGCUUAAACCGUUUACACCCUCAGGUCCGUCAGCCCAUCCCUGCGUGGGAUCGUAACCUGGUCCUUUCGAGGCUCAUGGGGCCCCCGUUUGAACCACUGGCCAUGUGCUCCUUCCUGUAUCUUUCCUGGAAGACAGCUUUCCUGGUUGCCAUUACAUCCACGAGGCACGUCUCUGAGCUGAAGGCCCUCACCUUGGAACUGCCUUACAUGGCCUUCCACAGGGAUAAGGUGAAACUCAGACUGCACCCGGCCUUCGUCCCCAAGGUGGUGUCAAACUUCCACACCAGCCAGGACAUUUUCUUGCCCGUCUUUUGCCCGAAAACUCAUGCGGGUCCCUGAGAACAGCGGCUGCAUUCCCUUGAUGUCCACAGGGCCCUGGCUUUCUACAUCAAGCGCACUAAGCCAUUCAGAAGAUCGACCCAGCUCUUCGUAGCAUGGCGGACCGGAUGAAAGGCCUCCCGGUCUGCUCGCAGAGAAUAUCCUCCUGGAUCACGUCUUGCUAUGAGCUGGCCGGGGUGCCGACCCCAGCUCUCACUGUGCACUCCACUAGGGCCCAGGCCUUAUCAGUGGUGGUUCUGGCCCAGGUGCCAACCCAGGAAAUUUGCAGGGCGGCGACGUGGUCCUCGGAGCACACCUUCACCUCGCACUACGCCUUCAUCCGGCACGCCAGGGACAACGUGGCCUUCGGUAGAGCGGUUACAAUCUGUGUUUCCUUCACUCCGACCCCACCGCCCAGGGCCCUGGUGUGAGACCCCCGGCUGCCAGCUGGGCCCCUCCAUGUACUACCUCGGCGAGGGCGCUCAGACCCUCGGCAGCAUGAACCCCCUCUCCCUGAACUACAGCCUGAACCAGCUGCCUCCCGCCCCGGCCCCACAGCCCUCCUCCCUGCGUGCAGUGAGCGUGGUGGAUCGGCUAGCAGAGCUCCUGCUGGAAGCACGCUACGGGAUCCCCCAGAAGCAGCGUCGGAGCCGCACGGCAUUCACCGGCCACCAGCUGGAGGCACUGGAGACAGCCUUUGAGAAAACCCACUACCCUGACGCGGUGACCAGGGAGCGGCUGGCUGUGCUCGUCAACCUGCCCGAGGCCAGGGUCCAGGUGUGGUUCAAAAACCGCCGGGCCAAGUUCCGCAAGGGCCAGCGCCAGCAGCCGGACCUGGGGGAGACGGCGAGCCCCAGGGGGGCAGACAGCGCAGCGGGGCGCUCCCUGCUGGGGCCGAGGCUCCGGCCCGUGGCCGAGGGCAGCCCGCCAGGAGCAGAGCAUCUCCCGGCCUCUGCGAAGAAGGCCCCGGGUGGUGCGGCGCUGCCGUCCCGGUAUCCCCCAGGGGACCCUCAGCCAGUGCCCAGCGGGAUUUGGCCUCUGGAGGGGACGUGGCCAGGGACAGAUCUGAAAAGCGGAGGCCUUGCUGGGCCAAGGAGCAACCUGAGACUGAGCUAUCUGCCGGCAUUCCCCUUUCCGCCCUACUGGCCGGCUGGGUACGGUCCCUGGCCGGAUGGAGCGACCCAAACACCUGCCAGAAGCCAGACAGGCUGGGGCUGCCCCGUCCCACACCAGCUCGCCCCACUACCACCCCGCGCCCUGAUCCACCACACCGGGCCCACCCUGACCUGCCUUGAACCCGCAAGCCCCCACGUCGGGCUGGGCUGAGACCCAGUUGUGUCGUGUCCCUUGUGUGAACUCCCACCGGGGCAGGAGCCCAGCGGCGAUGGCUGGGCGUGGGGGGGUUUCCUGCCCCGCGAGCUCCGUGCUGACCCAGGAUGGGGAUGGGGGGUUCAUGGGUUUGGCCGAAUAGACUG
Molecule: messenger RNA, 2561 nt
Organism: Chelonia mydas (Green sea turtle)
Lineage: Eukaryota; Metazoa; Chordata; Testudines; Cheloniidae
Product: diencephalon/mesencephalon homeobox protein 1
Exons: 4
Coding region: 1270-2412 (380 amino acids)
Biological process (GO): regulation of transcription by RNA polymerase II
Molecular function (GO): RNA polymerase II transcription regulatory region sequence-specific DNA binding; DNA-binding transcription factor activity, RNA polymerase II-specific
Source: RefSeq, a predicted model, not a curated record